AGUUAGUCAACCCACCUACGACGCCAUCUUGGCGAGGGCACCACCAACACCGCCAACUCUAUAACUGCGCAACUUCCAAACGCCUCACGCCCGCACAACAUCCAAGACAAAUACCCGACAUCAACCCGACAGCUCGACGACUCAACUUUCCGGGGGCCAGCGGUUGCCCCUCGCCCUCGCCCCGCAAAGCAAAUCUCGAUUACCUAACAAAUAACCACACCGACUGCGACUCGACUGCGACUGGACGCACCAACCUGGAUUGCUCACGAUCCAACACAGCGCUGUAGUGGGAGGAUGCGCGUGAGUGCUGUACGGCGGGCUGGGAACUGUAUGCCGGGAAACUCGAGGACUGCGCAAUAAUUACGAGCUUCCAUUCUCCAACCCGCCUGGCCAGGAACCGGCUGUCGCUCAGGGCUAGCCGUGACGCCGUCGUUCGUCGAACGUCUCGAAAGCCACUCCGGCUUGUCCUUGUAAACCAGCGACGAUGGCUCCGGCUGCGCCGCCCGCGGGCGGGGGUGGAAAUAUCAAGGUGGUGGUCAGAGUUCGUCCCUUCAACGGGAGAGAACACGACCGAGGCGCAAAAUGUAUCGUGGAGAUGAAAGACAACCAAACGGUCCUGACGCCGCCGACCGACAACAAGGCGGUCAAGGACCACGGCCAGAAGGUCUUCGCAUUCGACAAGUCGUACUGGUCCUUCGACAAGGCCGCGCCAAACUAUGCGGGCCAGGACAACCUCUUUACGGACAUGGGCAGGCCGCUUCUCGACAAUGCCUUCCAGGGAUACAACAACUGUAUUUUCGCCUACGGCCAGACCGGUUCGGGCAAGUCGUACUCGAUGAUGGGGUAUGGAAAGGACGCCGGUAUCAUCCCGAACAUUUGCCAGGAUAUGUUCAGGAGGAUCGGGGAGAUGCAACAGGACAAGAACCUGCGCUGCACCGUCGAGGUGUCGUACCUCGAAAUCUACAACGAGCGGGUGCGCGACCUGUUGAACCCGGCAAACAAGGGCAACCUGAAGGUCCGAGAGCACCCUUCCACCGGGCCUUACGUGGAGGAUUUGGCGAAGUUGGUGGUUGGAAGUUUUCAGGAAAUCGAGAACCUGAUGGACGAGGGUAACAAGGCCAGAACGGUGGCGGCAACCAACAUGAACGAGACGUCGAGUCGAAGUCACGCCGUGUUCACUCUGAUGCUAACCCAGAAGCGCUUCGACCCCGAGACGAAGAUGGCUAUGGAGAAGGCAGCCAAGAUCAGCCUCGUCGAUUUGGCCGGUUCGGAAAGAGCGACAUCCACAGGCGCAACCGGAGCUCGUCUCAAGGAAGGCGCCGAAAUCAACCGCUCUCUUUCCACCCUCGGCCGUGUCAUCGCAGCAUUGGCAGAUCUUUCCACUGGCGUCAAGAAGAAGAAGGGCGCGGCAGGACAGGUUCCCUACAGAGAUAGUGUUCUCACAUGGUUAUUGAAGGACUCCCUCGGAGGUAACAGUAUGACAGCCAUGAUCGCCGCCAUCAGUCCGGCGGACAUCAACUACGAUGAAACACUGAGCACGCUGCGGUACGCCGACUCUGCGAAACGCAUCAAGAACCACGCGGUCGUCAACGAAGACGCCAACGCUCGCAUGAUUCGCGAACUCAAGGAAGAAUUGGCCCUCCUCCGCGGCAAGCUGGGCGGUGGAGGCGGUGCUGGCGGAACGCCCGUUCCUGCCGAGGAGGUGUACGCAGAAGGCACGCCUCUGGAAAAGCAAAUCGUCAGCAUCACGCAGUCUGAUGGCACUAUCAAGAAGGUUUCAAAGGCAGAAAUUGCGGAGCAACUAGACCAGAGCGAGAAGAUUCUCCAGGACCUCAACCAAACGUGGGAGCAGAAACUUGCCAAGACGGAAGAAAUCCACAAAGAGCGAGAAUCUGCGCUCGAGGAGCUGGGAAUCAGCAUCGAGAAGGGCUUCAUCGGCAUGUCCACGCCCAAAAAGAUGCCUCACUUGGUAAAUCUUUCAGACGACCCCCUCCUGGCGGAGUGCCUGGUCUACAACCUGAAACCUGGCGCGACUACGGUCGGCAACGUCGAGUCCAACGCAGACCACCAGGCUAACAUUCGUCUGAACGGCUCGAGAAUCCUCCACGAGCACUGUACCUUUGAUAAUGCGGCAGAUGGGACGGUCACAGUUGUCCCGAAGGAAGAAGCAGCGGUUAUGGUGAACGGAAAGCGAGUCACGGAGCCGACGAGACUACACUCGGGGUACCGCAUUAUCUUGGGCGACUUCCACAUUUUCCGAUUCAAUCAUCCGAUGGAAGCGCGCGCAGAACGGGCAGAAAGGCAAGAGCAAAGUCUCCUGCGCCAGUCCAUCACCGCAAGCCAACUGCAGGCGCUGGAGAGAACAUCGCCGUCACCAAGCCCAAGGCCGGGGCACGAGAGGAGUCUAAGCACAGCCAUUUCCGACUUCAGUGACAGCCGCCCCGACUCGCCGUUCCAGCGCGGCGGAAAGGAGUCCGACUGGUCCUUUGCGCGCAGAGAAGCGGCGCCCGCGAUCCUCGGCACAGACCAGAACUUUACCAAGCUGACUGACGAGGAGCUUAAUGCGCUCUUCGAAGACGUCCAGCGGGCCAGGGCAGAGCGUGUCAACGGCCGGGACGGCGACGAAGACAUGGAGUCGAUGGCCUCGUACCCGGUCAGGGAGAAGUACCUGUCCACCGGCACCCUCGACAACUUCUCGCUCGACACGGUCCUGACCAUGCCGUCCACCCCUAAGCAGGGCGAGACCGAGGACCGGCUGCGCGAGAUGCGUGAAGAGAUGCAGAGUCAGCUGGAGAAACAAAAGGACGAGUACCGCGACCAGCUCAAGACCGCCGAGGCGGCGAAUGUCGAGGUCGAGGAGAUCAAAAAAGAGAAAGUCCGCAUGGAGGAGACGCUGGUCCAAAUCAAGGCCGACAUGCAAAAGCAGCUCGAGGUUCAGCGGCGCGAGUUUGAAGCCAAGAUUGAGAAGCUAGACCCGCUAAAACGCCCAAAGGCGAACCCGAAGCUGUCCGAGGACGAGAUCGAGCGGGCCAAGGUCGCGGUGAAGCACUGGCGGAGCCGGCAUUACGUACGGAUGGCCGAGGCAGUCUUGCAACAUGCUGCCACGCUCAAGGAAGCCCAGAUCAUGAGCCACGAGCUGGACGAACACGUCGUCUUCCAGUUUGCCGUGGUUGAUAUUGGCCACAUGCUGUGCUCCUCUUAUGACAUGGUUCUUAAUGGGCUAACCGGUGAGGGCGACGAUAUCGCGCUCGAGGAGGCACCGAAGCCAUGCAUCGGGGUCCGCGUCAUCGAUUACAAGCACGGGGUUGUCCACCUCUGGAGCAUCGAGAAGCUCCAUGACCGAGUCAGGCAGAUGCGGCAGAUGUACCAGUAUCUGGAUCAACCAGAGUAUGCCCAACACCUGAGCCUCGACAACCCGUUUAUCGAGACCUGCAUGCCGCAGUACACCCUAGUCGGCGAGGUUGAUGUGCCCCUGAAAGCUGUCUUUGAGAGCCGGGUUCAAGACUUUACCCUUGACGUCUUCUCUCCCCAUACGUCGCACGCCAUUGGCAUCAUCAAGCUCGCGCUCGAGCCGUCCAGUGCGCGGGCGCCGUCUAACACGCUGAAGUUUAACAUCGUCAUGCACGAGAUGGUCGGCUUUGCGGAGCGCGAGGGCACCGAGGUGCACGCACAGCUCUUCAUCCCCGGCAUUUCCGAGGACGGCAUCACCACGACGCAGAUGAUCAAGGACUUUGACGAGGGCCCGAUCCGGUUCGAGAGCGUUCAUAGCAUGAGCGUGCCGCUGUUCGCGCCCCCGCAAACGACGCUGCGCGUGGCCAUCUUCGCCAAGGUGUCGGCCAUGCAUCUGGAUAAGCUCCUCAGCUGGGACGAUAUGCGGGACGGCGUUCCUCGCUCGCGGGGGAAGAAGCGCGCCAGGAUAAGCGAGGCGCACUUCUUUACGGAGGAGAAACAUGACUUGCUGGCGCGGAUUCAGGUACUCGAGAUGAACGAGGAGGGCGAGUACGUCCCCGUGGAAGUCAACCAGACCAGCGAGCUGGACGGGGGGACGUUCCAACUGCAUCAGGGGUUGCAGCGGCGCAUUGCCAUCAAUCUCACUCACAGCUCGGGCGAUGCGCUGCCGUGGGACGAUGUCGCAGACAUGCGCGUCGGCAAGGUUCAGUUGCUGGACAGCGCAGGCAAGACGCCCGACAUGGGCUCCGUCACUCCGGACAUCCCGCUGAAGCUCACGUCCGAGCCCACGUUCCACACCAACGCGAACGGCACCCGGAGCGUCGCCGUGGUUGGGCAGUGGGAUUCCAGCUUGCACAAGUCACUGCUCCUCGACCGGGUCACGGCGGAUAAGUACCGCGUGCAAAUGACGGUUUCGUGGGAGAUCAGCUCCGAGAAGUUGGCUGAGCCGAUGAAGUUCUCGAUGAACGUCUGCUGCCAGAUCCUGUCGCGGUCCUUCAUCCGGCAGACGUCCAUGUUCUCUUCGCUAUUUCAGCACGUCCGCAUCGUCCACUCGACAACCGGCAUAUUUACGCUGCAGAUGCGGCCGGCGCCGAUCAAGCGGGUGGGCGAUCUGUGGCGCAUGAACAGCCAGCACGACUACGUCAAGGGCGAGGAGAACCUGACAGCCUGGACGCCGCGCGGCGUGUCGCUCGUGGCCGACUACAUCAGCUCGCGGAAGAGGAAGCAGAUGAUGGCCGAGAUUGCGGCGGUGCAAACGUUCCUCAAGAAGAUUGGUUUCCAGGAUGAAGCCAACGGCCUCGAAGAGCCCGAAAGCGCAGACCUGCUGCCCCCGCCCGUCAACUCAGAUGCCGACUCCAUCGCGGAGCUUCUGAAAGAUGACACGCCUGAACCUUCCCCAACCACAUCCCCCGAACCUACGGAAGCGAACGGGCAGGCCGAGGGCAACAUCCCCCAACCCUCCGAGAACGGCAACGAAGAACAAACCACAACCACCCCCUCUUCCCCUCCCGAAGAACCACAACCCAGCCAACCUCAACAAACAGACCAGGCAGACCACCAAACCCACCUCCUAACCCGCUGCCUACAACUCUGGCAGCGCUACCCCGACCCCUCCCUGCAAAUCCUCUCCCCGCGCAACACGGACCCGCCCGAGGACGGCGUGGCUCCGCCAUCCGGCGACCCGACCCCCUCGGCACGCGCACCCACGCCCGCAGCACCACCACCACCACCACCACAGCCGACGUCGGUGGCGACGGUGGUGCGCGUGCCCAAGAACCCGGCCGUGCUCCGCGGCGGCUACCUGCUCGUCCCCAACGCCGACGCCACCCGCUGGGUCAAGCGCUUCGUCGAGCUGCGCCGCCCCUACCUGCACGUGCACUCCGUGUCGGCGGGCGAGGAGGUCGGGGUGGUGAGCCUGCGGAAUGCGCGGGUGGAUAGCCAGCCGGGGAUUUUGGGGUUGUUGAAUUUGAAUGGGGGGGGUUACGGUGGUGGGAAUGGGGGUGGUGGGAGUGGUGGUGGGAGUGGUGGCGGGAGUCAGAAUGGGGGUGGUGGGGGUGGGGAUGGGGAUGGCGGUAGUAGCAGCGGAUUCGGCACGCCGCGCAGGGAGCUGUCGCCGUCGCCGUCCCGGUCGCCGAACCCGCUGCCGCAGGGCGGGACGGGGCGGCUGAUUGCCUCGCUCUGGCCGGGCGGCGGCAACGCUGGCAGCAAUGGUACUGGCGCCUCUCCCAACGGUGCGGCUGCGCCAGGCGGUGGCGGCGGCGGCGGCGGUGGUGGUGGUGGAGGGAUCAGCAGGCUCAGCGAGCGACUGCAGGCGGGGGUGUUUGCUGUCUAUGGGACGGAUAAUACCUGGCUGUUUGCGGCGCGCAGCGAGCGGGAUAAGAUGGAUUGGAUUGUCAAGAUCGACCAGAGCUUUGCUAUGGGGAGUGCCACGGCGAGUGGGAACGCCAGUGGUACGGGGAGUCCCGGGUUUGGGGCGUGGUGAGUGUCCCGGUUUGGGGAGGGGUUGCUAGGG
Molecule: messenger RNA, 5962 nt
Organism: Chaetomium fimeti
Lineage: Eukaryota; Fungi; Ascomycota; Sordariomycetes; Sordariales; Chaetomiaceae
Exons: 2
Coding region: 485-5932 (1815 amino acids)
Biological process (GO): microtubule-based movement
Molecular function (GO): ATP binding; microtubule binding; microtubule motor activity
Source: RefSeq, a predicted model, not a curated record